AUGGAGGGUGUGAUAAAGUCAAUCCAAGGUCUAUCCACCAGUCCCGGCGACUUAUCUUCACUCCACCGUCUUCUGAAAGGAGCCGAGGAGACGCUCCGAAGCGAAUCGGAUCUCCAAAUCUGUACUCUUGACCAGCUCGACGCUUCCAAGCAUUCUCUCGGUUACCUCUAUCUCCUCGAUGUUCUCACGUGUGGUCCAAUGUCGAAGGAGCAAGUUCUGUUAAUUGCUCGGUUCAUCAAUUCUUGCGAUGCUGAGCAGAUUCGUUUAGCCAGCGACAAAUGUAACCACUCACUUUUCUUUCAUACUCCUCCAUCGCAGGGUGCUCGCGUUUGUCUUUUCUGA
This is a messenger RNA of Eruca vesicaria subsp. sativa (arugula), 342 nucleotides long. The record is from the annotation of a GenBank genome assembly. NCBI's taxonomy places the organism in Eukaryota, Viridiplantae, Streptophyta, Magnoliopsida, Brassicales, Brassicaceae.